This is a messenger RNA of Salvia splendens (bonfire salvia), 408 nucleotides long. RefSeq names its product zinc finger protein KNUCKLES. Gene Ontology annotation, molecular function: transcription cis-regulatory region binding; DNA-binding transcription factor activity. Bases 1 to 408 code for a protein of 135 amino acids. Lineage: Eukaryota; Viridiplantae; Streptophyta; Magnoliopsida; Lamiales; Lamiaceae. The record is from RefSeq and is a predicted model, not a curated record. Gene Ontology annotation, biological process: trichome differentiation; trichome morphogenesis; gibberellic acid mediated signaling pathway. Gene Ontology annotation, cellular component: nucleus. The transcript has a single exon.
AUGGUGAAGAAAGGGAAGGAUGGUGAUGAGGUGAUGAAGCUAACAAAGGAGGCUAAGUCAUGGGAUUUCACUUGCACAUUUUGCUUCAAGAGAUUCCCUUCGGCUCAGGCGUUGGGCGGCCACCAAAACGCCCACCGCAACGAGCGUAUGGAGGAGAAGAGGCUCUUCGUGAGGGAUCCCAUAACCUAUCGAAAGCGUGCUUUCCUGCGAUCCGUCAACUCAUCAGCCAGUGAGCCCGAAUACGCGAGCUCUAGCGAUUCUUCACCGGCUAUCAACAAUGCAGAUCAAAACCUUGUGGAGUACAACUUUUUGCCGGUCAAUGAGGUCAAGAGUGUUGCUGAGGAAGACAAGGGGAAUGAGAAUGAUCCAUCAACUCGCCUCAAUUUGGAUUUAACUCUCAAGCUCUAG